This is a messenger RNA of Cherax quadricarinatus, 747 nucleotides long. The record is from RefSeq and is a predicted model, not a curated record. NCBI's taxonomy places the organism in Eukaryota, Metazoa, Arthropoda, Malacostraca, Decapoda, Parastacidae.
AUGGGUGCAAGAAGAAAGAAACGACUCAUUUAUGAAAUUCAACUAUCCAGUACAGUGACUGAUUGGGGAAACCAGAAUCCACAAACAUUGAGGGAGGUUGUGCAAGUGCCAGCUAGUGGAAGCUCUGCAUCUACUGUAACCACUACACCCAUUGUUGCUCCUCCCUUAUCCCCAACACCACCAACACCAACUGUAACAGAAACUGUACCAGAAGCCCCACCAACACCUGAAAAAGAUGAUCAAGGUUGGGGUACUCCUGGCUCUGAUGGUUGGGGUGGCUCUGCAGAGCCCCAGGGAACCUGGGAUGAGCCAGCUGUUCCACAGAAGGAAACUCCUGAUCCAGACCCUCCCCAGCCUGAUCCAGUUCAGCAAGCAGUCUCAAAUGAACCCAAAACAUUUGCAAAUUUGUUCAAGGGCACUCAAGGAUUUACUGGUGCACCACCACCUACAUCUACAUCACAGCAGCCUUCUAUACAGUCAGCACCACCUGUACCACAACAGAAUCAGCAAGUUAAUCGAGAAGUAAACAUCCGGGCUACAUCAGCAGCUAGUGCAAAUCCUGUUCAGAAUCAGCCCCAGUCUGGAGGUGGAUUUACUCCGCGUGCACUCAGGAACACACAAGUACGCGGACCACCAAGAGACCGCCCAUACAGGCCUAACAGUGAAGAUAAUUCAGAAUUAGGUAAGUGUUGUCUUGGCUGUGGCAUUGAUGAGGUAUAUAUAAGGUUGUGAGAGAAUACUGAUUAC